GUAAAGUCUGGUGUUAUUGCAUUAAAAACCAAGAACUUAUUUCCACUUAUAUUAUUUCAAGUUUUGUUAGUGAACAUUCCAAAAGGUGAUUCCAAAAGCACUACUGUACUCAUAAGAUAGGAUUUUUGUAUAGUGUUUGACUCUUCAUGCUCUCUGUUUCACUGAACACUUUCAAAACCUUUCUCUCAAAAAUGUCUCUAUCACAACUCUCAAAUCAGUUAACCUGUGUUUUCGUCUAUGGAACUUUAAAGAAAGGCGAGCCCAACCAUUUUCUACUUGAAGACUCUGCAAACGGCUAUUCAAAAUUUCUUUUCAGUGCACAAACCAAAUCUAAAUACCCGCUGGUCAUAGGACCACCGUAUAGCAUUCCAUAUAUGAUUGAUCUAAAUUCUACUGGUUUUAACGUGAGAGGUGAGGUUUAUGAAGUUGACGACAACAUGUUAGAAGUUCUUGAUGGGCUUGAGGAACAUCCGGUAGUCUACAAACGCAGAAAAGAGGACGUUAUAUAUAAAGAAGGGGAAGUUGAGAAGGUUUUUGAUAACGCGUGGAUGUAUUUCUAUCAGCAAUACACACCUGAACUGUUGAAACUUCCCAUGUUGGAAAGCUAUAGUAAUGAAAAGCACCAUGCACCGUACGUCCCACUCAAAAUGCGAUGAUAAAAAGGAGGCUUACUAAUGCAACUGAUAUAUUUGUGCAAUUUUGACUUCUUGGAAAACGUACCUUAAAAUUUGUUUGAUAUAAUCUAUUCCAUUAUUAAGUUUUAAGAAGAAAUUGUCAUAU
Messenger RNA from Nilaparvata lugens (brown planthopper), 780 nucleotides. RefSeq names its product putative gamma-glutamylcyclotransferase CG2811. Gene Ontology annotation, molecular function: gamma-glutamylaminecyclotransferase activity. The record is from RefSeq and is a predicted model, not a curated record. The coding region runs from base 147 to 656 and encodes 169 amino acids. NCBI's taxonomy places the organism in Eukaryota, Metazoa, Arthropoda, Insecta, Hemiptera, Delphacidae. The transcript has a single exon.